Molecule: messenger RNA, 4253 nt
Organism: Python bivittatus (Burmese python)
Lineage: Eukaryota; Metazoa; Chordata; Lepidosauria; Squamata; Pythonidae
Source: RefSeq, a predicted model, not a curated record
UUUUUACUCUUCUAUAAUGUAUUAAAAGAUGAUGUCUCUUCCCCUUUCUUAUUCUCUCUGAUACUUGUUACCAGUUCCUUCGGUCGAAGAGCAGGGAGGAACCAACGCAGAUGGCUGGAGAAGACUUUCUGGUCUUGACUCAAAUAGGGAGAUUCUGUCUGUGAAGGAUUACUGGAGUGUGAGACCAAACUUCUCUGAGAGCAAACCACAUGACACCUGCCCCCACCCAAAUGAAGCCUCUAAGCCCAGUGGUGGUCCUGCUGCCUCAAUGACGAUCAGCAAAUCUUUGGGUGCAUACCCUUCCACCACAAUUGUCAACCCUACAAUUGUCCUUUUGCAGCACAACAGAGCAGAACAGCAAAAGAGGCUUAGUAGCCUUGCAGAUCCACUGCCUGAUCCACCAGUCACUGCUAAAGCAGAUGAUAUAUCUGUUCGACAACAGUUAAAUCCAAGCAAGGAAGAUGCAAUAAAGGAACAGAAGAGAGUUGUUAAUCAUUCUCAGAAUAUAGCUGAUGAUUCUCUGGAUCCUAUAGGCAUUCCACUGAGAAAUACAGAGCGAUCCAAGGACUGGUACAAGAUAAUGUUCAAACAAAUUCACAGAUUAACAAAAGACCCUCCUGGAGAAAACCCUUAUUGCCCUACCUACAUAUUCCCUGAGCUUCCUGCUAUUCAGCCCAAAAGCAAAGAUGAAGAUUCUGAUUCAUAUUUUCCACAGGACUCCUUUGGCAAGGAAUUAAGAGCACAAACUUCAGUGCCCCGUUCCAAGAGUGAGAAUGAUACCAUUAACAUGGACAAGAUGAUGAAGAGAUCUGCCACCUUGCCGCUGCCAGCUCGUUCCUCAUCUCUUAAAUCGAAUUCUGAGAGGAAUGAUUGGGAGCCUCCAGACAAAAAAGUGGACACAAGGAAGUACCGGGCUGAACCUAAAAGCAUUUAUGAGUAUCGUCCAGGGAUGUCCUCAGCUCUGGACAAUGAAACAUUGCCUCGGGAUAUAAGCCCAGAAGAGGUAGAUUUAAAGAAUGAGCCUUGGUAUAAAUUCUUUUCGGAAUUGGAGUUUGGGAAACCGCCUCCAAAAAAGAUAUGGGAUUAUACUCCUGGAGAUUGCUCUAUCCUUACUAGAGAGGAUAGAAAGGUUGAUCCAGGAAAAAACCACUGCCUCUAUCGUACUGAAUUAGAUGCAGAGAUAGACAAAAUGGAGAAGCUUUAUAAAGCCCCAGAUCAAAAGCAACUGAAGAAUACAGCAAGCUCCCCUCCACCAGAAACACUCUCAGACCAUUUAUCUCACUACCAUCCUGUAAAGAGAGAGUUGGAAACAGAGCUUGGAAAUUCCACUGGGCUGGGAAACGAAAGGCAAAUCUAUAAAAGUGUUUUGGAAGGAGGAGAUAUCCCACUGCAAGGGUUGAGCGGCUUGAAGCGUCCAUCCAGUUCAGCAUCCACAAAAGUAGAUUCAGAAUCACCAAGACAUUUUGCAACACUUGAUUACAUAGAGAGUCCUGAAGAAAUGUUCCAAAGGCGCAACAGUGAUAAAGAGAAACUUUUAGAGGACCAGAGACGGCUUAAACGUGAGCAAGAAGAGGCUGAUAUUGCAGCUAGAAGGCACACAGGGGUCAUCCCUACGCACCAUCAGUUUAUCACUAAUGAGCGCUUUGGGGACCUUCUAAUUAGAGACGAUACAAUCAAAAGGAAAACUGGGUCAGAGAUGAGAGCUGCCAGAGUGAAGUUUGACUUUAAAGCCCAGACAUUAAAGGAACUCCCAUUACAGAAAGGAGAUAUCGUUUACAUUUAUAAGCAAGUUGAUCAGAACUGGUAUGAAGGAGAACACCACGGCAGAGUGGGCAUCUUCCCACAAUCUUACAUAGAGUUACUCCCCUCAACAGAAAAAAUCCAAACUAAAAAAACGUCACCGCUGCAAAUCUUGGAAUACGGAAAUGCAAUUGCCAAAUUCAGUUUCAGUGGAGAUACUGCUGUGGAAAUGUCCUUCAGAAAGGGAGAAAGAAUCACACUGAUUCGACAAGUAGAUGAGAACUGGUAUGAAGGAAAAAUCCUUGGCACCAGUCGCCAAGGCAUCUUCCCUGGCUCUUAUGUAGACAUACUUAAGCAACCAGUGGUGAAGGACACGUCAGGCUAUGUCUAUCGACCGCUAAAUUGCAGCCUGACUGCUCCACAGCCUUCACUGAGGCCAGGACCAGAUCUCACAGAAUCGGAAAAGAACUAUGUGCAACCACAAGUCCUGCCGUUAGAAACUGGCCUUGACCGGAAUCACACCACGCAAGAAAUACUUACCUAUCGAGCGCUUUACAGCUACGUCCCACAGAACGAUGAUGAGCUGGAGUUGAGAGAUGGAGAUAUAAUCGAUGUUAUGGAAAAGUGUGAUGAUGGCUGGUUUGUUGGCACAUCAAGGAGAACCCAACAGUUUGGGACUUUCCCAGGCAACUAUGUGAAGCUACUAUCCUUUUAGAGGCUAUGGGCAGCCUCUUCGUUUCAUCCGGAGAGAGCAAGGAGGACCCCGAGUGUGACAUUUUUAAAACAAUCCUUGGGAAAGAGAACUUUAUGAAUGGAGCAGCCAAGACAGUUGGAGUGGACAUGGAAUGUGAUGAAAUGCUGGAGUUAUGCUGCAAAGUUCCUGCUUCCUUUGAACAUGUACAGAGGAGAGGAGACAGGAUGAUCGAGCCUUGAUACUCUGCUGUGUUUGUUUCUGUUUUUAUUCUCCAGGGAGUAGGUAAUGAGGCUUAGCUUUCCUUCAGUCAUGAGCAUUGCUCUCCCUAGUGAAGCUGGGGGAAAAGAAUAGAAGGAAACAAAACAGGGUUUCUGUUGGAGAGGAGGAAGAAGAAAAGGAGAGAGAGCAUGUGUUCCCAGGAGCAGAGGGUGUAGACUCUUGGGCUGGCUAUUAUCCUGCUUAAAUAUCCUACAGCUUUCUUUUGCUCUCAGGGACCAGUUUUAUAUGAAAGGCCAUAUUGACAGUGUUUAUGGAACUCCUCUUCUCUCCCAAGGACAUAAACCACAGAACCAAAUUGUAGUCAUCUGGAGACCAAGUUUGCCCACACUUGUUCUAGUGGUUGACAGAUUCCAAAUUGAAUGGCUAGAAUAAAGGAAGACAGACUGUGGUGUAGCAUCUAUUCCAUUUUGGAUUUAUCCUGCAAAAUAUUCCUGAAUGUGCCUUUCUAGAACUGAUUAUAAAUGUAAUUUCUGGCUGCAUCUUUUUUUUAAAUAUCUAGAAAUACAGUCAAAUUAUCCAGUGCACACUUGUUUGGAAGUAAAACCCAUUGUAUGCAUUGAUAGUUUCCCAUUAUUGGACUUUAUUGCUGCUUUUUUAUAGUCAUUUUGAUUGUGAUUGGCAUAAUGAUACUCUAAAAUAAACAUUUUUUUCUGCUGUGUUUUUUUAUAGUUUAUCCACAGUAAUAGCAGGAAAUUCACAUUCAGCAUACUUUCUUAUAUAUUAGUCUCCAGAAUAGCAAAACCUGUUUAGGUUUCUUCAUCCCAAGAUCAGCCAAAAACAUCAACUGAAGUGCUUUAAUAAGAUGAUUGUAAAUAUGUAUAUUCCCUUUGUAAAAACGUACAAAUCUUAUAUUGCAAAUUGAUAUAUAAAAUUGAGACUUUUAAAAACAGUUUGAGGAGGAUGUUUCCGUUUUAUUUAUUAUCACACUAAAUGAAUUAGUAAUUGUGCUACAAAUGCUGUUUUUCAUCAGAGUAGAGAGUUAGCAUUUCUUGCUCAAUUGCACUAAAAUGGCUUCCUGUGUUCUGCAGCUUCGUGCUCAAGUGGAGCUUCUAGAAUGCCACCCUUCUGUAGGCUUGAAGCAGGAGAAGGCAGCCUUAGCAGCUGAGGUCCCUUGUGGAGUUUUGAGGCCGUGCAAUGGGUGUGCUCCGAUUAGCUGCCAUGGGAAGGUUGUCAGUUCCCAAAAUACAUGUCAGUGGCAUGGCCAGUCACAAAGCACCCCUUUACUAGAAGGUGAACAAGGGCCCUCAGGGUUGCCAGCCAUCCUGGUGGGGUGCGAAGACAUUGCUAUAGAUUAAAAUUCCUAUUUAUUUUAUUUAGUAAUAUAUUAAAAAAGAGGUGUAGUCUGCCCUGUUUUAAGGGAUAUUUGAAUAUUUUUAUUUUAGGAUUGGCAGUAAAAUUACAGGAUUGAACAAUCUUAUUCUGCAAAUAUCUUAACAAUAUUGGUAGCAUGUAACUAUCUCUAUAGCAUUUUUAACUAUUAUAUAUUUAUAUUUCUGCUGACAUAGUUCUAAACAAAAAGUUAUUCUUGUCUUUGUUUCAU